GGCGCUGCCCUCCCUCGGGGGGGGGCGGUGGGGUUCCCGGUGGCGGCUCUGACAGCGGAGCGGUCCCAGCGGGCGGCGGAGGCAGCACCGACCCCCCCCCCCCCGGCCCGGCCAUGUCGGAGCCCGGCGCCCCCGCGGCCGGUGACAAAACGCCCAGGCUCCAGGACCGUGUCCUGGGUGGGGUGCGCUGGGGCCGUCUCCUGGAGCCCCUGGGCUUCAUCAAGGUGCUGGAAUGGCUCUUCGCCAUCUUCGCCUUCGGGGCCUGCGGCUCCUUCAGCGGCGAGACCGGCGCGACGGUGAAAUGCAGCAGUGAAACCAAAGAGAUGAGCGCCAUUUCCGUCCAGUUCGGGUACCCCUUCAGGUUAUACCAGAUCCCCUUCGAGAUGCCGGACUGCAAGGAGGAGUCGAAGACCCAAACCCUGCACCUCGUCGGCGAUUUCUCCGCUCCCGCCGAAUUUUUUGUGACCCUGGGGGUCUUCUCCUUCCUCUAUGCCAUGGCGGCUCUGGUGCUUUACCUGCGCUUUCAUUCCCUCUACGGCGAAAACAAGAGGCUCCCCUUCGCGGAUUUCUGUGUCACCGUCUGCUUCGCCUUCUUCUGGCUGGUGGCGGCGGCGGCGUGGGGCAAGGGGCUCACCGACGUCAAGGCGGCCACGCGGCCCGCCAGCCUCAUCGCCGCCAUGGGGGUCUGCCAGGAGGCGGUCUGCAACGCCGGCGCCACGCCGGCCAUGGGGCUGGCCAACAUCUCGGUGCUCUUCGGCUUCAUCAACUUCGUGCUGUGGGCCGGGAACUGCUGGUUCGUGCUGAAGGAGACAGCGUGGCAGGCGCAGGCUGCGCCCCGCGACAGCGCCUCCGAGCAGGGUGCCAUCGACAAGCAGUAGCCACCCCGGGGGUCCCCCCCCCCCGCCCCGUCCCCCGGGACCCCGCGCCGGCCGCCGGCCCGGGGACGGGGUGCCGCUGGCCCUGGGGUGCGACCCGCGGGGUGGUAUGGAUGCUGGAGGGGGGAGGGAUGCGUGACCCUGGGUGGGGGGGGGGGGCAUUAACCGCUGCUGUAUAUAGGGGUCUGCACAACCCUGUGCUGUACAGGGGGGGGCUCUGUGCGUAACCCCGGGGUGUCCACGUCUGUACGGGGUGCAUAUAAAAGUCCUGGGUCCCAGCUCUAUAUUGGGGUGCGUAGAACCCCCGGUGUCUGGCUCUAUAUAGGGGGAAUAUACAACUCCUGGAUGUCCUGCUCCGUAUGAGGAUAUACAUCACACCUGGGUGUCCGGCUCUCUAUAGGGAUAUAUAUAAGUCCCAGGGGCUCAGUUCCAUAUAGGGGCUAUAUAUAACUCCCAGGUGUUUUGCUCUGCAUAGGGGUAACUCCUGGUGUCCUGCUCUCCAUAAUAUAUAGAUGACAUCCAAUGUCCAAAGGAGGAUAUAUAGGCCCUGGGUGCCCUGCUCUCUGUAGGGGAUGUAUAUUAAAACCUGAAUGUCUA
Tyto alba (common barn owl) is the source of this 1472-nucleotide messenger RNA. RefSeq names its product synaptophysin like 2 (gene SYPL2). The coding region runs from base 114 to 878 and encodes 254 amino acids. The transcript is spliced from 6 exons. The record is from RefSeq and is a predicted model, not a curated record. NCBI's taxonomy places the organism in Eukaryota, Metazoa, Chordata, Aves, Strigiformes, Tytonidae. Gene Ontology annotation, cellular component: synaptic vesicle membrane; synaptic vesicle.